UGCCUUCUCUCUGUUGAGACAGAAGAAGCUCUAGCUCUAGCUCUGGCUCUAGCUCUAGCUAGCUGAGCUGUUUCUUGUAUUAUUCAUUAUCAGAAGCCCGCAAUCUCUCUGUUGUUGAUUAUCAGGGAGAGGCGAGGAAGAGAAAAAAAAAUGGAAGGAAGUUCGAAAAGGAACGCAAAUGGAAGCAAAAAGGACAAGGAUCUUUUUCAUGUUAUUCAUAAGGUUCCUUGCGGCGAUGGUCCUUAUGUUAAAGCCAAGCAUGCUCAGCUGGUUGAAAAGGAUCCAGAAACGGCAAUACUAUGGUUUUGGAAGGCAAUUAAUGCAGGAGACAGAGUAGACAGUGCACUAAAGGACAUGGCAGUGGUGAUGAAACAAGUUGACAGAACUCAGGAAGCCAUUGAAGCUAUCAGAUCUUUCAGAGGUCGUUGCUCCAGACAAGCUCAAGAAUCUCUCGACAAUGUCCUCAUUGACUUGUACAAGAAAUGUGGGAUGGUAGAGGAGCAGAUAGAUUUGCUGAAACGGAAGCUGAGAUUGAUAUACCAAGGCGCAGCAUUCAAUGGAAAACCCACAAAAACUGCUCGCUCUCAUGGCAAGAAAUUUCAGGUUUCUGUCAAGCAAGAAAUCUCCAGAUUACUGGGAAACUUAGGCUGGGCCUAUAUGCAGAAAUCGAACUUUAUGGCAGCAGAGGUUGUGUAUCAGAAAGCCCAAAUGAUCGACCCGGACUCAAACAAGGCUUGCAAUUUGAGCCUUUGUCUGAUCAAGCAAGCCCGAUUUGACGAGGCCCGUUGGCUUCUCCAGAGUGUCCUGGAAGGUAAACUUCCAGGUUCAGAGGACAGUAGAUCCAGGAAAAGGGCUGAAGAAUUGCUAAUGGAAGUGGAAUCAAGACAGCCACUGCCUGAACUAACAGAUAUAUUGGGUUUUGAUCUUGAUGAUGAUGAUGAUGAUUUUGUUAAGGGGCUUAAGCAAAUAAUGAAUGAAUGGGCUCCAUCAAGAUCAAAAAGGCUGCCAAUCUUUGAAGAGAUAUCUUCAUUUAGAGAUCAGAUGGCAUGUUAAUUAAAUUUGUAAAUUUUUUUAAAAAUUUAAAAUUGUGGGUAUGUGAGAUUAGUUGCUGUUUGAGGUGAUAGUGGUGUUUUUAUUUAUGAUUGUUGUAGGAUUUAGGAUUGCUCUUGUUUGGAAAACCAACAAGGAUAAAGGCAGUAAUAGCAAUUUUAUAUUAAACAAAA
Messenger RNA from Manihot esculenta (cassava), 1223 nucleotides. Its product is annotated as protein SULFUR DEFICIENCY-INDUCED 1. NCBI's taxonomy places the organism in Eukaryota, Viridiplantae, Streptophyta, Magnoliopsida, Malpighiales, Euphorbiaceae. The record is from RefSeq and is a predicted model, not a curated record. Gene Ontology annotation, molecular function: protein binding. The coding region runs from base 151 to 1053 and encodes 300 amino acids. The transcript is spliced from 4 exons.